Messenger RNA from Diceros bicornis minor, 8608 nucleotides. It is a transcript of the gene SCN5A, whose product is annotated as sodium voltage-gated channel alpha subunit 5. The transcript has 28 exons. Gene Ontology annotation, molecular function: voltage-gated sodium channel activity involved in cardiac muscle cell action potential. Gene Ontology annotation, cellular component: plasma membrane; voltage-gated sodium channel complex; axon. Gene Ontology annotation, biological process: AV node cell action potential; regulation of atrial cardiac muscle cell membrane depolarization; regulation of heart rate. The record is from RefSeq and is a predicted model, not a curated record. Bases 167 to 6229 code for a protein of 2020 amino acids. NCBI's taxonomy places the organism in Eukaryota, Metazoa, Chordata, Mammalia, Perissodactyla, Rhinocerotidae.
CCCCCGGGGCCGGGGCCGCUGAGCCUGCGCCCAGUGCCCGGAGCCCCGCGCCGAGCCGCGUCCGCGCCGAGCCGGAGCCGCCCAUCCCGGGGCCCGGGCCGGGGGACCAGCAGCUUCCCUACAGGCAGCGUGAGGACAGCCUGUGCCCCAGAAGCAGGAUGAGAAGAUGGCAGACUUCCUGUUACCUCGGGGCACCAGCAGCUUCCGAAGGUUCACCCGGGAGUCCUUGGCGGCCAUCGAGAAGCGCAUGGCAGAGAAGCAAGCCCGGGGCUCGGCCGCCUCACAGGAGAGCCGUGAGGGGCUGCCCGAGGAGGAGGCUCCCCAGCCCCAGCUGGACCUGCAGGCCUCCAAAAAGCUGCCGGAUCUCUAUGGCAACCCACCCCGAGAGCUCAUCGGGGAGCCCCUGGAGGACCUGGACCCCUUCUAUAGCACCCAAAAGACCUUCAUCGUGCUGAAUAAAGGCAAGACCAUCUUCCGGUUCAGUGCCACCAACGCCUUGUAUAUCCUCAGUCCCUUCCACCCCGUCCGGAGAGCGGCUGUGAAGAUUCUGGUCCAUUCGCUCUUCAGCAUGCUCAUCAUGUGCACCAUCCUGACCAACUGUGUCUUCAUGGCCCAGCACGACCCUCCACCCUGGACCAAGUAUGUCGAGUACAUCUUCACUGCCAUUUACACCUUUGAGUCUCUGGUCAAGAUUCUGGCUCGAGGCUUCUGCCUGCAUGCGUUCACCUUUCUUCGGGACCCGUGGAACUGGCUGGACUUCAGCGUGAUUAUCAUGGCAUACACCACUGAAUUUGUGGACCUGGGCAAUGUCUCAGCUUUACGCACCUUCCGAGUCCUCCGGGCCCUGAAAACUAUAUCAGUCAUUUCAGGCCUGAAGACCAUCGUGGGGGCCCUGAUCCAGUCUGUGAAGAAGCUGGCCGACGUGAUGGUCCUCACAGUCUUCUGCCUCAGCGUCUUCGCGCUCAUCGGCCUGCAGCUCUUCAUGGGCAACCUGAGGCACAAAUGUGUGCGCAACUUCACGGAGCUCAAUGGCACCAACGGCUCCGUGGAGGCCGACGGCCUGGUCUGGGAAUCACUGGACCUCUACCUCAACGACCCAGAAAAUUACUUGCUCAAGAAUGGCACAUCUGACGUGUUAAUGUGUGGGAACAGCUCCGACGCUGGGACAUGUCCCGAGGGCUACCGGUGCCUAAAGGCAGGCGAGAACCCUGACCACGGCUACACCAGCUUCGAUUCCUUCGCCUGGGCCUUCCUCGCGCUCUUCCGCCUGAUGACGCAGGAUUACUGGGAGCGCCUCUACCAGCAGACUCUGAGGUCCGCAGGGAAGAUCUACAUGAUCUUCUUCAUGCUUGUCAUCUUCCUGGGCUCCUUCUACCUGGUGAACUUGAUCCUCGCUGUGGUCGCCAUGGCCUACGAGGAGCAAAACCAAGCCACCAUCGCUGAGACUGAGGAGAAGGAAAAGCGCUUCCGGGAAGCCAUGGAGAUGCUCAAGAAAGAGCAUGAGGCUCUCACCAUCAGGGGUGUGGACACCGUGUCCCGCAGCUCCUUGGAGAUGUCCCCUUUGGCCCCGGUAACCACCCAUGAGAGAAGGAGCAAGAGGAGAAAACGAAUGUCUUCAGGGACGGAGGAGUGUGGGGAUGACAGGUUCCCCAAGUCCGACUCGGAGGAUGGUCCCAGAGCAAUGAAUCGGCUCAGCAUCACUCAUGGCCUCAGCAGGACCUCCAUAAAGCAACGCUCCAGCCGUGGGAGCAUUUUCACCUUUCGCCGACGGGACCUGGGUUCCGAAACCGAUUUUGCAGAUGACGAAAACAGCACAGCAGGGGACAGCGAGAGCCACCGCACGUCUCUGCUGGUGCCCUGGCCCCUGUGCCGGCCUAGUGCCCAGGGACAGCCCAGUCCCGCAACCUCAGGUCCUGGCCACGCCCUCAAUGGCAAAAGGAACAGCACCGUGGACUGCAACGGGGUGGUCUCCUUGCUGGGGGCAGGCGACGCUGAGGCUACCUCCCCAGGGAGCCGCCUCCUCCGCCCCAUGAUGCUGGAGCGCCCCCCAGACACGACCACACCAUCGGAGGAGCCAGGCAGGCCCCAGAUGCUGAGCCCCCAGGCUCCGUAUGCAGAUGGCUUCGAGGAGCCAGGAGAGCGGCAGCGGGCCCUCAGCGCUGUCAGUGUCCUCACCAGCGUACUGGAAGAGCUGGAGGAGUCUCACCGCAAAUGUCCACCAUGCUGGAAACGCUUUGCCCAGCGCUACCUGAUCUGGGAGUGCUGCCCACUGUGGAUGUCCAUCAAGCAGAAAGUGAAGUUCAUGGUCAUGGACCCAUUUGCCGAUCUCGCCAUCACCAUGUGCAUCGUGAUUAACACACUCUUCAUGGCGCUGGAGCACUACAACAUGACAACCGAAUUUGAGGAGAUGCUGCAGGUUGGAAACCUGGUCUUCACAGGGAUCUUCACAGCAGAGAUGACCUUCAAGAUCAUCGCUCUCGACCCCUACUACUACUUCCAGCAGGGCUGGAACAUCUUCGACAGCAUCAUCGUCAUCCUCAGCCUCAUGGAGCUGGGCCUGUCCCGCAUGGGCAACCUGUCGGUGCUGCGUUCCUUCCGCCUGCUGCGGGUCUUCAAGCUGGCCAAAUCAUGGCCCACCCUGAACACACUCAUCAAGAUCAUCGGGAACUCAGUGGGGGCCCUGGGGAACCUGACUCUGGUGCUGGCCAUUAUCGUGUUCAUCUUUGCUGUGGUGGGCAUGCAGCUCUUUGGCAAGAACUACUCAGAACUGAGGCACCGCAUCAGCGACUCAGGCCUGCUGCCCCGCUGGCACAUGAUGGACUUCUUCCAUGCCUUUCUCAUCAUCUUCCGCAUCCUCUGUGGCGAGUGGAUUGAGACUAUGUGGGACUGCAUGGAGGUGUCUGGGCAGUCACUGUGCCUGCUAGUUUUCUUGCUUGUUAUGGUCAUUGGCAACCUUGUGGUCCUGAACCUCUUCCUGGCUUUGCUGCUCAGCUCCUUCAGUGCAGACAACCUCACCGCCCCUGAGGAGGACGGGGAGAUGAACAACCUCCAGCUGGCCCUGGCCCGCAUCCAGCGGGGCCUGCGCUUCGUCAAGCGGACCACCUGGGACUUCUGCUGUGGACUCCUGCAGCAGCGGCCUCAGAAGCCUGCAGCCCUUGCCAGCCGCGACCAGCUGCCCAGCUGCAUUGCCACCUCAGGCUCCCCACCACCCCCAGACACAGAGAAGGCGCCUCCAGCCCGCAAGGAGACGCGGUUUGAGGAAGGCGAGCGGCCAGGCCAGGGCACCCCUGGGGAUCCAGAGCCCGUGUGUGUGCCCAUUGCUGUGGCUGAGUCAGACACGGAUGACCAAGAGGAGGAUGAGGAGAAUAGCCUGGGCACAGAGGAAGAGUCCAGCAAGCAGCAGGAAUCCCAGCCUGCGUCCGGCGGCCCAGAGGCCCUCCCAGAGCCCAGGGCCUGGAGCCAGGUGUCAGAGACCACCUCCUCCAGAGCCUGUGAGGCCAGUGCUGCUCUGGCAGAAAGGCGGCAGCAGCGGCAAGCGGAGCCCCGGGCCCCAGGGUGCAGUGAGACCCACGAGGACAGCUACUCUGAGGGGAGCACAGCAGACAUGACCAACACUGCUGACCUUAUGGAGCAGAUCCCCGACCUCGGUGAGGACAACAAGGAUCCGGAGGACUGCUUCACCGAAGGCUGUGUCCGGCGCUGUCCCUGCUGCGCAGUGGACACCACGCAGGCCCCAGGGAAGGUCUGGUGGCGGCUGCGCAAGACCUGCUACCGCAUCGUGGAGCACAGCUGGUUCGAGACGUUCAUCAUCUUCAUGAUCCUGCUCAGCAGUGGAGCACUGGCCUUCGAGGACAUCUACCUGGAGGAGCGGAAGACCAUCAAGGUCCUGCUCGAGUAUUCCGACAAGAUGUUCACCUACGUCUUCGUGCUGGAGAUGCUGCUCAAGUGGGUGGCCUACGGCUUCAAGAAGUACUUCACCAACGCCUGGUGCUGGCUCGAUUUCCUCAUCGUGGACGUCUCGCUGAUCAGCCUGGUGGCCAACACCCUGGGCUUUUCUGAGAUGGGCCCCAUCAAGUCGCUGCGGACAUUGCGUGCACUCCGGCCCCUACGAGCCCUGUCCCGAUUUGAAGGCAUGAGGGUUGUGGUCAAUGCCCUGGUGGGCGCCAUCCCGUCCAUCAUGAACGUCCUCCUCGUCUGCCUCAUCUUCUGGCUCAUCUUCAGCAUCAUGGGCGUGAACCUCUUCGCGGGGAAGUUUGGGAGGUGCAUCAACCAGACUGAGGGAGACCUGCCUUUGAACUACACCAUCGUGAACAACAAGAGUGACUGUGAGUCUUUCAACGUGACUGGCGAAUUGCACUGGACCAAGGUGAAAGUCAACUUUGACAACGUGGGGGCCGGGUACCUGGCCCUUCUGCAGGUGGCAACAUUUAAAGGCUGGAUGGACAUUAUGUAUGCGGCUGUGGACUCCAGGGGGUAUGAAGAGCAGCCCCAGUGGGAAUACAACCUCUACAUGUACAUCUACUUCGUCAUUUUCAUCAUCUUCGGGUCUUUCUUCACCCUGAACCUUUUCAUUGGUGUCAUCAUUGACAACUUCAACCAACAGAAGAAAAAGAUACGGGGCCAGGACAUCUUUAUGACAGAGGAGCAGAAGAAGUACUACAAUGCCAUGAAGAAGCUGGGCUCCAAGAAGCCCCAGAAGCCCAUCCCAAGGCCCCUGAACAAGUACCAGGGCUUCUUAUUCGACAUUGUGACCAAGCAGGCCUUCGACGUCACCAUCAUGUUUCUCAUCUGCUUGAACAUGGUGACCAUGAUGGUGGAGACAGAUGAUCAGAGCCCUGAGAAGGUCAACAUCUUGGCCAAGAUCAACCUGCUGUUUGUAGCCAUCUUCACAGGCGAGUGUAUCAUCAAGAUGACUGCCCUGCGCCACUACUACUUCACCAACAGCUGGAACAUCUUCGACUUCGUGGUUGUCAUCCUCUCCAUCGUGGGCACUGUGCUCUCAGACAUCAUCCAGAAGUACUUCUUCUCCCCAACACUCUUCCGAGUCAUCCGCCUGGCCCGAAUCGGCCGCAUCCUCAGGCUGAUCCGAGGGGCCAAGGGGAUCCGUACACUGCUCUUUGCCCUCAUGAUGUCCCUGCCUGCCCUCUUCAAUAUUGGCCUGCUACUCUUCCUCGUCAUGUUCAUCUACUCCAUCUUUGGCAUGGCCAACUUUGCUUAUGUCAAGUGGGAGGCUGGCAUCGACGACAUGUUCAACUUCCAGACCUUCGCCAACAGCAUGCUCUGCCUCUUCCAGAUCACCACGUCAGCUGGCUGGGAUGGUCUCCUCAGCCCCAUCCUCAACACAGGGCCCCCCUCUUGCGACCCCAAUCUGCCCAACAGCAAUGGCUCCCGGGGAAACUGUGGGAGCCCAGCUGUGGGCAUCCUCUUCUUCACCACCUACAUCAUCAUCUCAUUCCUCAUUGUGGUCAACAUGUACAUUGCCAUCAUCCUGGAGAACUUCAGUGUGGCCACGGAGGAGAGCACCGAGCCCCUGAGUGAGGAUGACUUUGACAUGUUCUAUGAAAUCUGGGAGAAGUUCGACCCAGAGGCCACCCAGUUCAUUGAGUAUUCGGCCCUGUCCGACUUUGCCGAUGCCCUGUCUGAGCCACUCCGUAUCGCCAAGCCCAACCAGAUAAGCCUCAUCAAUAUGGACCUGCCCAUGGUGAGCGGGGACCGUAUUCACUGCAUGGAUAUACUCUUUGCCUUCACCAAGAGGGUCCUGGGUGAGUCUGGGGAGAUGGACGCCCUGAAGAUCCAGAUGGAGGAGAAGUUUAUGGCGGCCAACCCAUCCAAGAUCUCCUACGAACCCAUCACCACCACACUGCGGCGCAAGCAUGAGGAGGUGUCGGCCACGAUCAUCCAGCGGGCCUUCCGGAGGCACCUGCUACAGCGCUCCAUGAAGCAUGCCUCCUUCCUCUUCCGCCAGCAGGCAGGCAACAGCGGCCUCUCUGAAGAAGAUGCCCCUGAGCAAGAGGGCCUCAUUGCCUACAUGAUGAAUGAGAACUUCUCCCGGCGCCAUGGCCCACCCUCCAGCUCCUCCAUCUCCUCCACAUCCUUCCCACCCUCCUAUGAUAGCAUCACCCGGGCCACCAGCGAUAACCUCCAGGUGCGGGCCUCUGACUACAGCCACAGCGAAGAUCUUGCAGACUUUCCCCCAUCCCCAGACAGAGACCGUGAAUCUGUCGUGUGAGCCUCACUCCCACCGGCCAGGACGCACCGAAAGGCAGGCUGUUGCAUCAUGGCAAACCUGAAUGUAGCCACAAACCAGCAUCUGCUGGGUCUUCCUCGCUUUGGGCUUCGGGAGUGAGAGAUGAGCCUCAGCCCCGUGGAUCGACAAGGCAGAGUUCUGUGGCACCCAUGCUGACGGCCGGAAGCAGUUGGCGGAGCCGAUCAUUCGGAGUAGCCUGUCCCCAGUGGCCUGGUCUGGUCAGGCAACGCCCUGGGGCUCUGAAAAGCAACUCCAUCCCAGCUGCUGAGGCAAAAUAUAAAACUGAGACUGUAUAUGUUGUGAAUGGACUUUCAUAAAUUUAUUAUAUUUGAUAUUUUUUUACUUGAGCAAAGAAGUAAUGUUUUUUCCAUGGACGUCGGCAGCAAUUCACACUGCCUCUUCUUAACUCUGAAAAGAGUCUCUGUGGAGCUGCUGGAACUCUGUUCUCAAAGCAAAAGUGAAAUCCAUUGUGGCUCCCACAGGCCUUCACUGCCCAAGGGCAGAAAAGGGUUCCCCUGCCGCUAGGCCUGAGGUGCCAGGAGAGCUGAACCCCUUUCCUCACACACACGUGUGCACACACUCACACACACGGAGGCCAGACACAGGCGACGUGUGACCCUGGGCUCCUCUCCGGCGAGUGUCAGGCAGCCACCUCUGCCCCAGCCUAAGGGAGCCAGGCCUUUCCUCCCGGCCCCCACGAGUGGGGUUCUUGUCAGCAGGGGCUCACUCUGGCCUUCCCUGUCCCCAAAGUCCCAUUAUCCUCCUGUGUUUUUGGCCAUACUGGGGUCGGUUCUACAAAAAUGAAAAGCUUCCAGAAGAGAGUGGCCUGGGUCCCAGGGCUGGUCCUAGGCACCGAUGUUGCCUUCUCCUCCCAGGAGAGCUUGACCUUCUGUCAGAGUAUUAACGUAUAGGAAUAUAACGUAUAACGAAAGGUGUGAGGGAGCCAGCCCCACUCACGGACUGGCACCCAGCUUGUCCUUGCUCCCACACCUGGCAGGCCCUGUGCCACAGGCCAGGAAGAGAAGGCUGAGCCCCAUGGGGUUGGGGCUGGGAAGGUCAACGGCCCUCAGCCACGGUGGCCCCCAGCCAUCUGAUGAGGGAACCCUGGUCUCUCCAGGGCUCUCCAGACAUUUCUGCCUCUGACCAUAUGGGGAGGGGAUUCCCCUGUGGUCCCCAGCCCCUCUCCAGAGGCAGUGGCAUGGGAGUGUAGAGGGCAGCCUGGGCCCUGUGUAGGGAAGCGGUCUCGAGACGGCCUGGCCCGGUUCCCAUGCCAUGGGAGGAGAAUGACCCACAGGCCCCAUUGGAAAAUGGAGAAGUGUGGCCUUGGACCAGCCCUUCCGGCUCAGCCCAGAGUCCUAGUGACACCCUCAUGCAGGACCUCCUGGGGCAGGGCCCAGGCUGUCCCAUGGGUCUUGUGAGAAGGCCUUUUCAGGGAAAAUACUUUUUCUAGUCCAAUUACCCCCAGGGCCUCUUCAGCUGCUGACAAUCCUAUUUAGCAUAUGCAAAUCUUUUAAUGCAGAGAACUGUCACCCUGAGAGUGACACCGUUGGCUGGCAGAGCCUGAGCAGGCAGGGGCUCGGCUGCCCAAUUCCAGCUCUCCAGCAAAGCCGCCCUCCACCAGGCGUCCACCUCACAGGCCACCUCUCGGGGCAGCCCGGGAAGCUGGAAACUGGCUGCUCCUAACCUACCUCGCCGAGCUGUCGGAGGGCUGGACGUUCGUGAGCUCGUGGCAGUGCUGAGGGGGCAUUGCCGGCGAGUAAAGUAUUACGUUUCUUCUUGUCACCCGAGUUCCCUUGGUGACAACCCCAGCCCUCAACCCGCUCUCCCCCAGUGAUUUCUCUUCUCCUUGUUCCCUUUGAGUCCAGUGUGGGACGUGGUUUUAACUGUCCCGGGACACUUCUCCGAGUGGAAUCUUAUUUUUGUAGAUCUCUGUGCUUUGCUCUCAAGGCUUGGAGAGGUGUGUCCCCUUCCCUGGCACUCAGCACCCGCUGCACGGGCAGGAAUGUGGCUUGGGAGGCAGGCCAGGCUGCGAGCCCAACUGGCCGGAAGGAGACUGUGGUUUUGUGGUGUGGACAGCCUGGGAGCCUUGAGACAGGUGCCCAGGGCUGGCUGGUGGCUGCAGACGAUGUGGCCAAGGGCAAGGACAAGCUAGACCCGACUACUUAGCUUUUAGCAUGGCUCUCAUUUUUUUUCCCCCAGAACUGUGCAAUGACCAGCAGGAGGGACAAGAGGGUAGGAAAAAGGAGGGAGGGACAAGCAUCAAGUGCCAGCUGUUGUCUGAACUAAUCAAGCACUUCUCACCAAACUUCGUGUAUAAAUAAGAUACAUAUUUUUAAAACAAACCAAUAAAUGGCUUACAUG